AUGAACUCCCUCCCGCUAGAGACCUUACAGCGGAUCUUCGAACUUGCCUGUACCGAUGGCGGGCGCACGGGCAACUCGCUAUCCCUCACGUCGAAGGGGGUCCGUUCCGCCGCUCGGACAGCACGCUUUCGCUCCGUCAUACUCAACGUCAACCAUCGCCCCCUCCAGAGCUUCAUGGCACUAUACGAGCGCGAAUGCGAUCCCGCGCUGGGGGACAAACUUCGCAUUCAGCACCUAUACCUCACGUUCCCCAGUAUCGGCGGCACGGGUACACGUCCCAGGAACGCAAGUCGACGCUCCCUUUCUCCGUCUUCACGUAGGGAACAUAGUCUGUCCUACGAAUCUGCACAUUCGAGCUCUCCUGCACGGUCGCAGUCGCGGCCGCGGUCUCGUCAUCGCACGAUCUCGCGCACGGCAUCCUCCGAAGAUAUCGCACCCCCAUCGGACGGCCUCGAGACCGAGGAUGGGGACAUCUAUGUAUGCGAGUGGCCUUCGCGCGGACGUCAGCGCACCCCCGAUACAAUAGCCUCGCCAGGCUACCUCGCGGCCGUGCGGACACUCUUCCGCCUCAGCGCACCCGACCUCCAAACCCUCGCUAUCAAAAGCGGGGACUCCUUUGGCGGUCAGCUCGAACUCCCCUGCAUCGAGCAGCCGCUCCCGAAUCUCCGCGAGCUCGCACUUGUAGAUGUCAGAGAGCCGAGGGCGCUCUUCGCAGAGGGCACGAGUGGGGCCCCACUAUUCCCCCACCUCACGCACCUGCACAUCGUCUCCGACUUCACCGUGAGCGACCUCGCCUUCCCGAUGUGGGCGGCGCACGCCCCGCGCCUCACGCACCUGCGCGUCACUGGCGUCACCAGCGGACACGUCCCGCAACUGGCACAGGCGGUCGGGAUCAUGUUACUCGAACACCACCCCCCUGUGAUUGUGGACAUCCCCGGGAGCUACAACCCGCCGAGCCCCCCACCGCCGCCUCGGCCCAGGACAAAUCCGCGCGUACGAGAGCUGGUGAUGCAGCCGUGUCCGGCGCCGCGGGGAGGCCUCUGUGGUAACCCGAUGAUUGAGCACGACGAGAUGGUCGACGAUUUGCAGCAGAUCGAGCGGGAGUGUCGAGGGUCGGGGAUUCGCGUAGCCGUGCUAUUACCCACGAAUGAUGCAGACGGGCGCGAGGACGUGGCCGAGCAGGCGCAGGAGGACUGGGUGGAACGGAUACAUCCAGGGGGUGAUGCAACAGGAUGCUGGCCGGGGUUGCUCUACGUGAGGGAUGUGUUGACCUAUGAUGAUGACGAUGCCGACCUGCAGUUGUUUUUAUGACACUUUGCCCCUCGCCCCCUUAGAUCACACACAAUAUUUAAUUUCGUCGAGAGGGUUGUGUAGUACUAUAGCUAGUGAGUGUGUUUCACGAACCUCCUUCAAAACA
Messenger RNA from Trametes versicolor FP-101664 SS1, 1417 nucleotides. RefSeq lists its product as uncharacterized. The transcript has a single exon. Bases 1 to 1311 code for a protein of 436 amino acids. Lineage: Eukaryota; Fungi; Basidiomycota; Agaricomycetes; Polyporales; Polyporaceae. The record is from RefSeq and is a predicted model, not a curated record.